Molecule: messenger RNA, 1354 nt
Organism: Trichoplusia ni (cabbage looper)
Lineage: Eukaryota; Metazoa; Arthropoda; Insecta; Lepidoptera; Noctuidae
Product: coiled-coil domain-containing protein 97
Exons: 1
Coding region: 309-1349 (346 amino acids)
Source: RefSeq, a predicted model, not a curated record
AAUGUUAAUAUCUUAUUUUAAUACAUAGGUAAUAUAUUAUUAAUUAUCUUCAGCUCAACUUGAAGUAUGUGUAUGUGUUGAUUGAAACGUCAGUAUCAGAGCAGAGCCAUGUCAGAGACGAUAAACAAAAAAUUGUAAUAUUAUAUUUCCUUGUGGCUUGUGAAUGGAAUUUAUAAUUGUGAAAUUUACCUUUCAUUAUUUGAAACAUUUAUAUGUCGUCAUUGAAAAAUUAUACAAAUUGGUGUACAACUAGUGUUUCACAACAGUUGGUUAUAUUAUAAUACGUAGUUUUAGAAAUAUUCCCACAAAUGGAUUCAAAUGACUUAGAUAACUCGACAACUUUGGAUGAAGAAGAAAUUGAAAUUGAUCCGAUUCAUGAUAUCAUCGAUUAUUUAGUUAGGUGCGCUAAAAUAUCUUUUAAAAAUGCGCACGUUAAUGAAUCAGAAGUUCGAACAAGUGAAACGAUAAAAAUGGCUUGCGAUCUAUACAAACGUUCCCCGACGGAGUUUUUAUUGCAGUUCGGCAAAUAUCUUGCUCCACAGCACAUUGGAUAUUUUGAAAAUUUACAAUCUACUGCUGAUAGUAGUUUUCGGGAGUGUAUCAAAGAAUUAAUAUCUUACCAUUCAGAAACAAGUAGACGUAAAAGAGUGAGAAAUAGGCGGUAUAAUGCAUUACGGAAACUUCAGAAUGAGACAGAUUACUUCAGUGAAAAACAAAUGAUGUAUCGAAAUCCCCUACUUUAUGAACAGCUUGUUGGCCAGUAUCUGACUGAUCAAGAGAUUAAAGACCGUGAUGGUGUUGACAAUGAUAACCUCACCUUCCUGAGUAUGAUAUUAGAAACUGUUGACCGAAACGAAAUGAGAGAAAUGAAGAAUGAGCAGUUACUAGAGGAGCAAGAGGGAACAAUUCAAACAGUCACCAAAGAUGAUUCAGAAAGCAACGAUAGUGAGGAAUUUAGACAAAAAAAGCAGUGGGGUGACUUUGAUAAACCAGACACAAGACCCAGUUACAUGCCAGAGCCUAGAAAACAGAGUAUGAUUUCUGCAACUGAAAGAAACUUGUUAAGAGAAGAAUUUUUACAAGAGAUGUACAGUUGUUUUAUAGAGGGCAGGGACAAUGAUGUUGAUUACCAUAGCAUAGACAAUGAUGAGCAAUAUGAUGACCUACAGCAAGUAUCACAAGAUGCCGAGGACCGAUACUUUGACUCAGAAUCCAAUGAGAUAGAAAAUCUAGAGGAACACAUGAAAUUGGUCCAAAUGUAUGGAAAAAAGAAUUCUGACACCAAUAUUAAUGAAGAUCCUUUAGAUGUAUUUAUGGAGCAUAUUUCUAAUAAACAUGUUAUUAGUUAGAAAAA